GGCACAUACUAAUCCCAUACUUGUUUGAUUUAUUAUGGCUACCAGCAAAUACGAUAUAACAAGUUUAUCUUGAGUCAUGCUAAAAUCCACUUUCGUUUUCAUUUACGAUUGAAUUUACCACUUAAAUUGACUUGAGAAGUUACAAACGCCGAAGUUUUAUUCGAUUCAUCACUGUUCAUAUUCACAAGAGUACUUUUGGAUUAAUUAUUCAAGGAACUGCCUGUCAAAACAAAGAUGGUGCUAAAUGACACUCACUUACUUGAAAAGUCAAUCCUGGGAUUAUGCCGUGAGGCGGUUGCCAACACAAGACGUCUUGAAGUUGACGGAAUAAUAUGUUUGACUUUCAACGGCCAGGAUCACGUCGUAAAAAUACAUGAAUUCUUUGAUAAACCAAAUUAUCCCGAAAAUCAACCCAAAGAAACUUUCGGUACAGCUAAAUCUGUUGCACGUGAAAAUGUACACCAAAGACGAAAAACGCCCAUUACAACAUACGAUAACGCCAAUAAGAAAAAUUCGGAUCGGAUUGAAGGUGAUGUUUUGAUUCAACCUAAACCAGACACUCAGGGAAGCACGAAUCCCGAACCAAAAGCUAAUGAAAACACGAAUAACGGAAUACAACAGGAAGAUUGCAGCACGAAAGGUACUUCUCUGGAAGAAUCGAAAUUUACUACACAGAUUUCUUCAGAUACUCGUACAGUGACUGGUCAUUCAUACGUAGAGAAGAGAUGUAAAACGUCCGGCAUAACACAAGACAACGUCGAAAUGAAUAUUUCGGAUCAGAUAAUGAUUGAAGCUGACACAAAUUUUAUCAAGCCCAACCCAGACAAUGAUGGAAAGAGUUCUUCCAAAAUACAACAGAAAGAUGUCAAAAUAAAAAGGACCUCUAUGAAAGUAUCGAAGACUACUUCACAUAUGUCUUCAGAUAUUCGUACAUUUUCUUGUCAUUCAGGCUUAGGAGAUAGAUGUAAAACGUCCAACACAACACAAGACAAACAACACGCCAACAUGAAUAUUUCGGAUCAGAUUAUUAUUGAAACUGAUAACAUUUUGAUUAAACCCAAACCAUGCACUGAUGGCGACACGAACUCCAAAAUGCAUGAAGAAGAUGGCAACAUGGAAGUUACUUCUCUGCAAGAUCCAAAGUGUACUACACAGAUUUCUUCAGAAACUCGAACAUUGGCUGGUCACUCAGGCUUAGAUGAUAAGAAGAAAAACAUGUCGUCUGCAACGAAUAUUCUAUGUAAGAUAUGUCAAAAUAUUUUUGAGAAUGUUGAAAUAUUCGAAGCUCAUAAUCUGGCAGCACAUAAUCAUUCUACGUGCAUUCUUUGCCUAGCUACGUUUACGUCGCUAAGUAAUAUGAAGAGACAUAUGCUCUUAAACACGUGUAUUAAACCAUACGCUUGCAAAAAAUGCCCGAAAAGGUUUUCUCAUACCGAUGGUUUAAAAAAACAUUUACGGGCACACACAUUCAAAUUACGAUGUGCUCAAUGUAAAACCGGAUACCCGAACAGAACAUGCAUGAAGAAUCACAUGAAGAAAGAACAUUACUCUAAAAUGUGUCAUAUAUGUCCAAAGUGCGGCGAAAGUUACACUGAUAUGAUUAAGUUCCAACAACAUAUGAAAUCACACCAAGAGCAAGAACGUUCAAAACAACACGUUUGUGAAAAAUGUCAUAAAGUAUUAAAAUCCCCUUAUAAGUUGCGAGAACAUAUGUUGUCUCAUCGGCCAAAGUCACCGAACAAAAUUGCCAGAAGGGUAGACAAGUAUUUUCUACAAGGUAGUGAAGUACCAUUCACAGCUAAGGCAAAAGAUGAAAACUUAAGCAAUGACUUACUUCAGAUGGAAACGGAGGAAAUAAACGAAAACCAAAUCAAUACAGACGCUGUAGAUCACCUUUCGGACAACGAAGUUAAUUUGAUUGAUAAGAAGGCAAGCAACGGAUGUAGUGACUAUUUGUGCAUAGAAUGUAACCAUGGUUUCCACACGGAAAACGAACUUCAUAAUCACGAAUGUAACACGCAUGAAAUAAUCAAUAACUCUGUCAGUGAAGAUCAAGAUCACAAUAAAUGCAAUGAUGAACAGAGUGAAAAGGAAACAACUAACCCGUAUGAAGAAUCAACGCAAGUGGACUCAAAACAUUACUGUGUUUACAACGAUGAAACUGUUACCGAACCGGUUACAUGCGGUGCAUGUCAGGCGAUAUUUUCAGUCUCUAAAGGUUUGGAGAAUCACUUAAAGUUAUACCCAGAUCAUAAACUGUAGAUUUUUUUU
Messenger RNA from Ruditapes philippinarum (Manila clam), 2271 nucleotides. RefSeq names its product zinc finger protein 184-like. Gene Ontology annotation, cellular component: nucleus. The transcript has 2 exons. Bases 235 to 2262 code for a protein of 675 amino acids. The record is from RefSeq and is a predicted model, not a curated record. Lineage: Eukaryota; Metazoa; Mollusca; Bivalvia; Venerida; Veneridae.